Molecule: messenger RNA, 3710 nt
Organism: Nannospalax galili (Upper Galilee mountains blind mole rat)
Lineage: Eukaryota; Metazoa; Chordata; Mammalia; Rodentia; Spalacidae
Gene: Cfap251
Product: WD repeat domain 66
Exons: 22
Coding region: 146-3568 (1140 amino acids)
Cellular component (GO): sperm flagellum
Molecular function (GO): protein binding
Source: RefSeq, a predicted model, not a curated record
CACGCAGUGGUUGCUAUGGGGACAGAGCUUGGUUGGCAACCAUCACUAGGGAGCGCGGAGAGGAGCUGGUGGCCGCUGCUUUGGGAUCCCGGAGGCAGGACAACCCAAGUCUUUUGAAGAGUGAGCGGAACCCCUACGGAGAAGAAUGUCAGACGAAGAAGAAUCCCCCCUAAAAGAAACAGAGGAGAGUGGAAAAACAGAAACAGAGGAGGAAUAUAAUCCAAAUUAUAAAGGAGAAAGUCUUCAGCAGAGAAUUGAGGACACAUCAACAUGGGAGGGGUCUCAGGAGGAAGAGGAGGGAGAGAAAGGGGUCGAGAUGGAAGAGGAAGAACAGAGAGAACAUGAAGAGGAAGAGGAGGAGGAGGAGGAGGAUAUGGCUAUUGAAAAAACUGAGAAAAAUGUUGGAGAAGCCCCAGGGGAGACGUCAGGAGUCCGGAAGGGAACCACAAAGAAGCUUAAAAAAACUCCGAAGUCCACUUUCACUCUAGAUGCCAUUAUUAUCAGCUCUGAGUCAACAUCAGGAUCUUCACUGGAUAUCACUGGAAGUAGCAAGUCCUCCUUGCGCUCCCAAAGUCCUGAAACAAGUGAACUGUUAAGAGGUAUCAGUUCACAACAUGAAAUUAUUGAUUUGGAUCAAAUUGAAUCUCAGGAGCCACAGACCAGGCCUCCUAAAAGGCAGUCCUCAGUGAGAGUUGAGAGGGAAGCUGACCAGAUUUCAGGAGACAGUUUGAGCCAAGAAGAAAGAGACAAGGAACCAAAAGAAGAAGAGGCAGAAGCAGAAAAGGUUAAAGAGAGACAAAGAAAACUACCCUUCCUCCUGGAUAAGGAGAAAAGACAAAAAGCAGUGACCUCCAAGGAGUCACUCAUGUCCACCUCCACAGAGGAUACCUUGUUUCAAAAGGAAGACAGCACCAAGGUGUAUCCUUUGACCAUGACCUGGUCAUUUGGAUGGAACAGUUCCCUCCCUGUCUACUACAUCCAAGAUGAGAACCACAGAGUCCUUCUCUAUGUCUGCGCUCACACUGCUAUCAUCUACAACGUCUUCAAGAACACCCAGUACCACCUCCAGGGCCACCCUAACAUCAUCUCCUGCCUCUGUGUCAGUGAAGACAGGCGGUGGAUUGCCACAGCAGACAAAGGUCCAGACUGCCUGAUAAUUAUAUGGGACUCUUUCACAGGAAUCCCUGUGCAUACCAUAUUUGACAGCUGCCCAGAGGGUAAUGGCAUAACGGCUAUAGCCAUCACCCAAGACGCCAAGUUUCUGGCUACAAUCUCAGAUGCUGAAGUCCAGAAAGUAUGCAUCUGGAGGUGGACUUUGGCGGUGGAGUUGCCUGCAUGCACUCUUGAGCUGCCCAAAGAGUAUGGUUUUCAGAAUUACCUUAUUUUUAAUCCAACAAAUAAUAAGGAAUUAAUAAGCAAUAGCAAAACACAGACGAUAUAUUAUUCAUGGACAUUCAACAAACUUGUGGGAAAAUUUAGCCAGUCAGUCUUUCACUUGAACCUAACACAAGUACUAUCGGCGACAAUGGAAGGGAAGCUGGUUGUCUGGGACAUAUACUACCCACCUCCAUCCUCCUCCACCUCGAACUUUCCCUUUAUCAAGCCUCGUAAGCUGGUUCAUUUACAGAAGGAGAGCAUCACUGUGCUCACCACAGUUGACAGCUACAUCGUGACAGGCGACAUUAAGGGUAACAUUAAGUUCUAUGAUCACACUCUAUCCAUAGUUAACUGGUACAAUCACUUCAAACUGAGUGCCAUAAGGACUCUGUCCUUUUCAAAGACCUCAGCAAGUCGUCCAACAGAGAAAUCCAACCUCUCUGCAGACUGCACUUUAAAAGGUGACCUUUUUGUUGUCAGGGAUUUUAUCAUUGGAACAUAUGAUGCCACUGUGUACCACUUAACGGCAGAUGGCACCAAACUUGAGAAGCUCUUCGUAGAGCCCAGGGAUGCUGUGUGUGCCAUCUCCUGCCACCCAUACCAACCCCUGAUCGCUGUUGGUAGUAUCUGUGGGAUGAUAAAAGUGUGGGAUUACGAAAAGAAGAAGUACCUUUUCAGCAGGGCCUUUGAGAAGGGGCUUGGAGUCCAGAGUCUGACCUACAACCCGGAAGGGGCCCUGCUUGGAGCUGGCUUCACAGAGGGGACAGUUUUCAUUCUUGACUCAAUGUCUUUGGAAAACGAAAGCCCAGAGCCUUUCAGAUAUUCCAGAACCAGUGUGACUCACGUGAGCUUCUCGCAUGACUCCAAGUACAUGGCGACUGCUGAUGUAAGUUUCACUGUGGCUGUGUACAUGGUGGUGGUCAAAAAUGGACAGAGGGUCUGGGAGUAUUUGGCAAGACUUCGCUCUCAUCAAAACAGCAUUCGAAGCCUCCUGUUUGGGGUUCACCUGGACAGCAAUGACCCCAGACUGCUGAGCCUUGGGAAAGACAGGUUCUUGAUAGAGUAUAAUCUUAUCAAGAGCUACAAAGACCACCUGGAAGUCCUGGACAUUCACCGCACUGACCAGGGCAACUACCCCACCUGUAUGGUCUGGUAUCCACCACUUACCAAGGAGCUCUUCCUGCUUAUUUGCAACAGUGGCUACAAAGUGAAACUUUUCAAUUCCAUCACCAAAAUGUGCAGAAAGACACUUCUUGGACCAGCUUAUGGGUCGCCUAUUGAGCACACACAGGUGCUGCCAGUGAAAAGCACGCUGGAGCUGCAGAAGCGCUACUUGGUGUUCAUCAACAAAGACAAGGUUGGACUUCAGAUCUUACCAGUUGAUGGCAACCCCCACAAGACAUGUGCUGUCAUUUGCCACCCAAGUGGAGUGGCUGGAAUGGCCCUGUCCUACGACGGCCGCUAUGCCUUCACAGCAGGAGGCCAAGAUCGCUCAGUAGUACAGUGGAAAAUCAACUUAAGUGCCCUGGAGGCAGCGGCUUCUCUCGGUGGUGAAGACUUGACCCCAUUCUAUGGUCUGGUGUCUGGUGGCAGGGAAGGAAAAUUCUACAGGGAACUAGAGGACUAUUUUUACUACUCUCAGCUCCGUAGUCAAGGUAUGGAUACAAUGGAGACCAGGGAGGUGUCGGAGGACAUUUGCCUAUCGGAGCUUCCUUUUGUCAUGAGAGCAAUUGGCUUUUACCCAUCGGAGGAGCAGAUUGAGGACAUGUUUAAUGAAAUCAAGUUCAGUGAAUAUGUGGACACUGGGGAGCUAAUUGACAAAAUCAACUUACCAGAUUUCCUCAAAGUUUAUCUUAACCACCGGCCACCUUUUGGCAACACCAUGGUUGGCAUCCAGGAGAGCUUUAAUGUGCUUGGCUUCACUAAUUCCCAAGGAAAGAAGGCUAUUCGGAGAGAGGAUUUCCUGAAACUGCUCUUAACUAAAGGUGAGCACAUGACGGAAGAGGAGCUGUAUGACUGCUUUUCCAUGCUGUUUGGCCUGAAUCCUGAGGGCUGGAAAUCUGAGCCUGCAGCCGCCUCUGACAAAGGUCCAGAAAUCUGCUUUGAAGAAGAGCUUCCAGACGAGAUCACUGCAGAAAUAUUCGUGACUGACAUUCUUGGUUUAACCAUCUCAGACAGUUCCGGACAGUAAAGUCACAAAGAUGCUUAAAGCACAAAGGGCUUUGUAUGUGCUUGCACAUGUGCAUAUGUUUUCCAACAGGCACUCUUUUUUCUGUACGUCCUUACCCUUGCCCUAAUCUUUAGAACAUUUAGACAUUAAAAGCAAAUUUCUG